UUCAUACAGUGAAGCAGUAAGUCCUCCUAGCCACCUGGAAACCUUCCCAUCCAUCCCCAAUCCGACCUUCUUUCUCUCCCUCUUUUUUUUUUUUUUUUCUUUGGUACAAUCUUUCUCUCUCUUUCUCUACUUAACAAACAACUGCUGACCCCCAUUUUUCCCUUUCUUUUCCUUUCAUUUCCUCUCAUUUCCCUCUCUCUUUCUCUCUUUCUCAUGAGAGCUUAAGCCUCUUUUUUCCAAAACUGGAAACCCUUACAAGUCCAAACCCAAAUGGGAAAGUACAUUAGGAAGGCCAAAACGGCAGGGGAAGUUGCCUUAAUGGACGUCUCGCAGUCUUCCCUCGGGGUCCGAACCCGGGCCAAAACCCUCGCGCUUCAACGGCUACAAAAAUCCUCGAAUUCUCCGGAAACGGCGGCUUCGGCUCGGGCUUCCUCAGAUGGCUCGUAUCUCCAGCUGCGCAGUCGGCGGCUAGAGAAGCCGCCGAUUAUGGUGCAUCACCAUGAUUCGAAGAGGCAGAAGCAGCAGCAACAGCAUGAAGGGAUUAAGAAGGAGAGCUGUGGGCAUAACCCUAACCCUAGUACAAAUUCUCGGGUUCGAUUGGCUAGCGAGUUGGAUUUGGUCGUGGGAGAGGAAAAGGAGGGUGAAGUUGCAAGAGAAGAAAUUGUGCAAGAGAUUAAUGGAAAUGAUAAUAUUAACUAUAGUGACCACGACAAUAAUAACGGAACUAAGGAUUUUGGUGGUGUUGAAGCUUCCUCUGGAGAAAAUAUUUUGGACAUUGAAGCUAGAGAGAGGGGCACCAGGGAAUCAACUCCUUGCAGCUUGAUAAGGGACCCAGAGAGUCUAAAAACCCCUGGUUCUACUACUAGGCCUACCAGCUCAGCAGAGACUAACCAGAGAUUACAGAAUUCAAUGCAGCGACACAUUCCAACAGCUCAUGAAAUGGAUGAGUUCUUUUCCAUUGCAGAAGAAGAGCAGCAGAGACAAUUCAUUGAGAAGUACAACUUUGAUCCUGUGAAUGAUAAGCCGCUCCCAGGACGUUAUGAAUGGAAGAAAGUGGACCCUUAGACAACAUUAGUGUUCCAUCUGGUCGACUUAUUUUCCUGCCAAUUCUCACUUGAUCUUAAAUUUAGGUUUGUUCAGCUAGCAGGAAUUAGUCUUUAGUUGUAAAGGUGAUGGUGUUAUUUCCAUUUUCCAUCACCCUUAAUUGUAAAGAAAGAAGUAGGACCGUUGAAAAAAAUGUCUAGACUAAUGGUCUGUAACAUAACAGAGGUAAGAAGUUACACAAAAAAUACAAGUCAAAGUCCUUUGUCUAACAGAUCAUCUAAGAAGGGAAAGCAAUGAAGGUGUAGGUUAGAGAAUUUAGGGACUUUAGGGUCGGUCGAUUAGGAUUGUUGAUCUGGUACAGAAUUUCUUUUUUUUUUUUUACUGUAUUUCCCUCUCCUUCUUUGUCUUAUACUUGUACUGAUGGAACUUUGAAAAACUCUUUGGAAUAAACAUGAUCCCUUCC
This is a messenger RNA of Durio zibethinus, 1507 nucleotides long. RefSeq names its product cyclin-dependent kinase inhibitor 5-like. NCBI's taxonomy places the organism in Eukaryota, Viridiplantae, Streptophyta, Magnoliopsida, Malvales, Malvaceae. The record is from RefSeq and is a predicted model, not a curated record. Gene Ontology annotation, molecular function: cyclin-dependent protein serine/threonine kinase inhibitor activity. Gene Ontology annotation, cellular component: nucleus. Gene Ontology annotation, biological process: negative regulation of cyclin-dependent protein serine/threonine kinase activity.